This is a messenger RNA of Diospyros lotus (date-plum), 807 nucleotides long. RefSeq names its product protein PLANT CADMIUM RESISTANCE 2-like. The transcript has 3 exons. Lineage: Eukaryota; Viridiplantae; Streptophyta; Magnoliopsida; Ericales; Ebenaceae. The record is from RefSeq and is a predicted model, not a curated record. Bases 115 to 630 code for a protein of 171 amino acids.
UUCAAGUUAAGAAAGUUAUCAAGUCCCUGGGAACGCGGUCUUUAAGUACUGUCCAUCUCUUGUUUCUUCUUCCACCUCUUCAAAUUAAUCCUUUCAAUACACAUAUAUAUAACAAUGCAUUCUUCAUCUCACCAUGGCAACGGAAUAUACGGUCAUCCCGGAGCCAUGAACAUCUCUCCGGGGCUGCCUUACCCACCCUCCGGCCUCCACCAUCCCGGCACCGGCGGCCAGUGGUCGACCGGCCUUUGCCACUGCUUCGAUGACCCAGCAAACGCAUUCAUCACGUGCUUUUGUCCGUGCAUCACCUUCGGACAGAUUGCCGAGAUUGUGAACCAAGGCUCAAGAUCUUGCGCUGCAAGAGGAGGAAUAUAUGCACUGCUGAUGCUGAUAGGAUUGCCAUGCUUGUACUCGUGUUUCUACAGAUCAAGAUUAAGAGGGCAAUAUGAUUUGGAGGAAGAACCAUGUGUGGAUUGCUUGGUUCACUUCUGCUGCGAGACUUGUGCUCUUUGUCAAGAACAUAGAGAGCUCAAAAAUCGUGGAUUUGAUAUGAGCAUAGGUUGGCAAGCUAACAUGGAGAGACAGAGGCGAGGAGUUACAGUAGCUCCUGUUAUUGGAGCCAUGGUUCGAUGAAAAGCUCAAUUGCAACCUGCAUUUCAGCUUUCUUUUCAUGAACUCUUGUCAUAAUCCACCAUGUGGGUAUUUAUGUUAGUAUUUGUUUAUGGGAAUUUUGUGCCAUGAACGAUUAUGUAUUAGUAAGUAAUUUUUUUUCUUAUUCUAUAUGAUAUUAUGCUCCAUUAACAAGGCCGU